AUGGAGCCUGAAAAGCCCUUUGCAUGUUCUAUGCCGGAUUGUGGGAUGACGUUUACAAACGAAGAUCAUCUCCAUGUACAUACGAAAAAACAUGAUAUGGUAUUGCAGCUUGGCUUGGAGCAAAAGGCAGCAUUUGUGGCUGAUCAGACUCCAACCCCUACUCGCUUCAUUAGAAAUUGUGAGGAAGUUGGGCUAUUUCAAGACUUACAAAAUGUCAAUCCAUUUGAUGAAGGCUUUAAACGGGCGAUGGAAACUAAGCAUGGAAUUUCAUCACUGGAAGGGGCUAAUGUGGCCACCACAUCAGAUGAUGUUCUACAUACCCCACAUUUAGUAUUCCCAAUCAUCGAUUCUGGGGACUGUGCAUUAUUUAGCACUACCAAUAAUCAGAGGAAUAUUACAAUAAGCAGAUCAUCUAGCGAUGAAUCCGGAGCGGUUAAAGAAUACGAAACCACAACGAUAUCAAAAUUAACAAACGAAGUCACUACAAUAAGCAGAGUGGUUGGCAAGCAGGAUGUAUUAGACAGAGUCACAACAACAGAUGAUGUUUCCAUAGUUAGACAUGAAGAAACAGCCCGAAAUAAGGAUGGUGUUAACGAAACUUCAGUGUCUUACACUAAUAAUAUCAUAAAAAUACACAGUAAUGUAGAAAUUAGAAAAGACGGUAGUGUUGUUAAUAUAGAAAACUCAAAAAAUACACAAGUUCCUGUGACAAUGAUAUCGUAUACGGAUUCAGUUAUCAAAGACGCAACUAAUGUAGUGUCAAAAGAUGUUUUGCUAACAGACACAAAUAAAUUACACGUAACACAAGGAAAAAUUCCGCCUAUAAUGAGUCAGAAGUCAUUAGAUUUUGUAGUGGAUAGUCUUACUUCAGAUGCAUGUCACACCGAAUCAACAGUUGAUAAAGAUAAAGAACAAUUACAUAAAACUCUUAAAAGAAACUAUGAUAAUGCUAACAAAACCGGUGCCUCAGUAUUAGAUAAACCUAAACCUGGUGUAAAUAAUAUUAAGAAAGAAUUAAAUGGUAAAAGUAAAGAAAUCAAUAUAAAAGAUUUAAAGGACAAUGAUUAUGAAGUUAUCAUAAAACUACCAAAUGGCAAGCAUGUACGAAUGAAAGCUGUUGAAGAAGAUGCAACACCUGAGAAAACAGUGCAAACAGAUACUAAAGAGAAACUUAAAAAAGUGUUAACCAACAAAGUCAAAGAUACGUCACAUUUUAAAUCUCCCACCUUUCAAAGACUGUCGAGUAUACAGAAUGCCCAAACAGUACAAAAUAUAUUACCUAUUUCUACAGGUACAUUGAUACCCGUGACAAUAAUUAGUCCUGUAAAUACAAUCUUACAGCAAAGUCCUAUGGCGAAAAUUUCUGUCGUGCCAAUAAAUACUGUGAAACUAAAAAAGCCAGAUAACUAUAAGGCAGUAAAAAGAAAACCGAGAAAAGAUUCUAAUAAUAAAACUAAGCAACAUAUAAUUAUAAAUAAUAAAAACAGUGAAAUAAACAAAUCUGAAGCUAAUACAGAAACAACAUCAAGAGAAAGCCAGAAUAACUCUAUUCUAACUGACGACGACUGUGUGAUAAUAGAAAAUAAUAAUAAUACACAAACGCCGGGAAGAGGGUCUCCUUCGAAACAUUACUUAGAAAGUAGAAGCGCUGCAUCCAGGCGAUACAGGGAACGUUUAAAAGAAACCAUGAGGCGCCAAAGCGAGGAAAAUAGGCAGUUAAGAGAGAGCAACAAAAGACUGACAGCGGAGAAGGCGGAGUUGAAACUUAUAAUAACAGAGCACCUUAAGAAAUGUCCGAUUGGAGAUGAUCUUAGAGAAAUUCAACAGAGGCUGAAGAACACCAGCGCAGUGUGA
Molecule: messenger RNA, 1854 nt
Organism: Parnassius mnemosyne (clouded apollo)
Lineage: Eukaryota; Metazoa; Arthropoda; Insecta; Lepidoptera; Papilionidae
Source: the annotation of a GenBank genome assembly